AAAGCUAAAUUAAAUGUUAUUACAGGCAUGAGGCAUAAACCCCAAAGUCUCUAGCUUGAAACUGAGAUUUUCGAAGAAUUCAUCAAAAUGUGGAGAGAAUCGGCUUCGUUUAUCCUCGAUAAGCAUCAGAACAACAAACCCAUUUCUCUAACUCAUUCAAUUGAUUCUCCUCCACCACCAUCUGCUUCAAUGGCGGAUGAAAACCCUAACCCUAAUCCUAUUUCGGCUUAUUACCAAACCAGAGCGGCGCAUCAUGGAAUUGUGACUAGCGAGUGGUUGGAGCAGGCUCAAGCCGCGGUUCGACGUUACCCUGAUCGUGAUUCCUUAGUUUCGGGAAGACCCUUUAGCGUGAUUGAGGACUUUAAUAGUUGGAGACAGCAACCUGAUUUGGCGGAGGCUGUUGCGGCGAUUCGUGCUCUUGCGGCUGUUAUUAGGGCUAGUGAAGCUACUACUAUGAUGGAACUUGAAAUUGAACUCAAGAAAGCUUCUGAUACUCUGAAAUCAUGGGACACAACGUCGAUAUCCUUAACAGCGGGAUGUGAUCUAUUCAUGCGCUAUGUGACUCGAACAUCUGCUUUAGAAUUUGAGGACUUCAACUCUGCGAAAUCCCGUGUGCUUGAACGUGCUGAGAAAUUUGGGGAAAUAUCUUGCAAGGCCCGAACGAUAAUUGCAAUGCUUAGUCAAGAUUUCAUAUUUGAUGGGUGUACUAUUCUGGUCCAUGGUUUCUCCAGAGUUGUGUUUGAAAUACUAAAGACAUCAGCGCAAAACAAGAAACUCUUUCGAGUGUUGUGCACAGAGGGAAGGCCAGAUAAAACAGGUGUACUGCUAGCUAACGAGCUUGCAAAACUUGAUAUUCCUGUGAAGCUUCUGAUCGAUUCAGCCGUGGCCUAUAGCAUGGAUGAAGUAGACAUGGUGUUUGUUGGAGCUGAUGGAGUAGUUGAAAGUGGCGGGAUAAUUAACAUGAUGGGAACUUACCAAAUCGCCCUAGUCGCACAGAGUAUGAAUAAACCAGUCUAUGUAGCUGCAGAGAGUUACAAGUUUGCACGGCUCUACCCGUUGGAUCAAAAGGACUUAGAACCAGCCUUGCGACCUAUUGAUUUCAGUGUUCCUGUUCCUCCUAAGGUUGAGGUAGAAAGAUCUGCAAGGGACUACACUCCUCCUCAGUACUUGACUCUACUCUUCACUGAUCUUGGUGUUCUCACUCCAUCUGUAGUAAGUGACGAGCUUAUUCAGCUUUACUUGUAAGUGAAGCUGUCUAAUUCCUAUAGCUGGUCUGAAAUCUCUCAUUUUUUGUAUAAAAAUAAAAACAAAAACACCAUAUUUUUGGCUAUACACAGACAUAGUUUGUCUCUGAUUCUUACUGCUAAUGCACAUUUUUUUUGGUAGUAGCGAGAUCUUUGUGACUUGUCA
Messenger RNA from Arabidopsis thaliana (thale cress), 1410 nucleotides. RefSeq names its product translation initiation factor eIF-2B subunit alpha. The transcript is spliced from 5 exons. NCBI's taxonomy places the organism in Eukaryota, Viridiplantae, Streptophyta, Magnoliopsida, Brassicales, Brassicaceae. The record is from RefSeq and is marked reviewed. Bases 88 to 1245 code for a protein of 385 amino acids. Gene Ontology annotation, cellular component: cytoplasm; cytosol.